CUUGAGAACAGUUUCGGUAGUUAAAAAGACCUAUUUAUUUUCUUGGGGGGAAGGAAAUAAGAGGGAAAUGGGAGAGAGGGAGAUAGGACUUCCCUAAUCCUAAUGUCUAUCAUUUGUUGAAGGCUUUGGUUUAAGUCUCUUCAAAAAGAAACAAAAUUGACUUCCCCUGAGGGAAAACAAUAAUAGUUCAUGUGGGGUCUUUACUCUUUUCUUCAGCUCAAACUAGGUAGAGAAAGGUAACAGCCAAGAACUUCUGGUCAGAGAGAAGUGAAGUGAUGUGGAGAUCAGACCACUAUAAGCAGAAGUGUCCCCCAAGUCAUCUUGGGCUAACUGCCUUUCCUUUUCCAACCUUCCAUAGAAUUCUCUCUCCUCCCCCAUGGGUCUGGGUCUGGAGGAUUCUAUCUGCUUUCUUGAGGUUUUUCUUCUUUGUAUUUCAUCUCUUCAGUCUUUGCCCAUUUCUCUCAUUCACACCAUAUAGAUGAAAAAAAACGCUUCUUGUAAAAGCGUUAUGUGGCAUAAUAGGAGAAAUGUGGGUUCCCCAAUCAGAUGAAAUGGUACUGUCAACAUUGAAGCUUUAUCAGCAAAAGAGUCAUAUGGUCAAAUAGGUGUCUUAGGACUAUCACUUUAACUGUUAUGUGGAUGGGAAAUCAGAGAAGGAAGAGACUUGAGUCAGGGAGACCAACCAGAAGGCUAUUGCAAUAGUCCAACCAUGAAGUGUUGAGAGCCUGUGUCCCUGUGGUAGCUAUGUGAGAAGAAAGAAGAGGAAAUAUAGAAGAGAUUUUAAGAGGGUACAAAUAAGACUUGGCAAAAGAUACAGUGUGGGGGGUGACUUCAAAGGAGGAGCAGAGGAGGAUGCCAAGGUUGUGAGCUUGGGUGACUGGGACUAUUGAUGCUCCCAAUAAUAAUAAUAAGACAGUUCAGGAGCAGGCAAGGUUUAAGGGGAAAGACAGUGCGUCUUGAUUGGGUUCCUAUAGGAUAUCUGCUCAGUAAGUCCAAAAUAAAAUUGGUCAUAAAGUAAAGAUCAUGGUGGAGACCAGGGCUAAUUUAUAGAUCUAGAAAGCAUCUCCAAAACAAUAGUAAUGGAACUCAUUGAAGCUCAUGAGAUCACCAACCAAGAUUUUCCAAGAAGGAGAAGAAAAGAAGGUUCAGAGACACCCAAGGUGAAUCAGCACAGCAUGGAUGAAGAGCUAGCAAUAGACCCUGAGAAGUCAUGGUCAGAUAGGUUAGAGGAGACCCAGGAGACAGAAAGUUCACAAAAAACCCUAAAAAACAGAGUAACCAGGAGGAAAAGGUGACUGACCUUGUCAAAAGCUAUAGACAGGGAAGAGGAUUGAGAAAUCAUCAUUAGGUUUGGCAAGGGAUCACUGGUGACUUUGGAGAGAGCAAUUUCAAUUGAAGGUUAAAAGUGAGAAACUUUUAGAAAACAGGUAUUUACUUACUAGUUAUGAGAUCAUGGGAUAUUAAUUUAAGUUCUUUCAUCCUCAAUUUCCUCAUCUGUGAAAUAGGAUUGCUGAUAAGAACUGUAACCCUCCAUGGAGUUAUUAUGAGGAUCAGUCAAUGAGUACAAUGUGCUUUUUAAGUCAUAAAGUGCUCUAGAAAUGUCUAUUAUUAUUAUUGCCUAAUUAAAUCCCUACCUGAAGCAUUAUUGCCUGAAGGAUAGAGAGAGGUUAAUUGACUUGGCCAGGGUCAUACAGAUGAGAUUUAACCUCCAGUUUUUCUGAGUUCAAGCUUGUCCUUCUAUCUAUUAUACCAUAUUGUAUUUGUAUUUCUUAAAAUAUUACUCUUCCUUGUUUUAAUAUGUGUAUCUGGUAAUAGUAAUGUGAAUUUUUCAUUUUCCUCUUACUCAAUUUUAUUGUCUUUCUUCCUAAAACAUUUAGCUAACUAAAGCUUAUUUCCUUUUGAUAUUAAUCUCACCUGUCUAAAAUCUGAUUCAGGAAACUGUGUUAUAACAGGAAGACUUCUGAUAUUCUUGAGAUAAGAAACCAAACAGAAGGAAUAAGGGAAUACAGCAUCUUCAAAAUUUCCUGACAGAUUUUAUUUGUAGAAGAAUUUCCCUGAUCCUGAAUCUUUGUUAUCUUUGUGACAUGUAAACCUCUUCCCCUCAAUUAGCCUACUGUGAUGUCUUUAAAAUGUAGCUUUGUCCUUUCAUAAAUGUCAAUUUUGCUAAUUCAACAUUUAAAUCUAUAAUUUAAUCUUUUUAUUAAUCAGUUUUAACUUUGUUCAACCUUAUUUGAAGGAAACAUAAAAUAAUGAAUCUGUUUGAUUAGGCCUAUGUGACUUUUAUGGACCAUAAAGAUUGUUGCAUGUUAAAAGUUAUUUCUUUCUAUCUUUGAUGGCAUUUUCUCUACAGAGACUUAAUAGAAACUCCAGGUUUGGUUCAGGGUUAUUUUUCUACUAUCUGAACCUGUGUGUAAACAUAAUAAAACCUAGGUUUUUAUCUCUAUAAUUUCUGCAGUGUAAUAGAUUUUUUUCAGCAAGCAGCAUCUUGCCACAUGAACUUGGUGGGAGAUAUUUCUUUUAACAAUGUUUUCAUCAGAGUUCUAUUUUCAUUUGUGAUUAAAGAUAAUGAGAUAGAAAUACAUGCUAAUCACCUUUAGCUAAAUAUAUGUGUCAAUAUAUCAUACACACACACACACACACAUAUAUAUAUAUAUAUAUGUAUAUAUACGUGCCGAUGAAAAGCCUUGCUAUCAGUAUGUAAGGACUAGGGAAUAAGCAUUUAUAGAGCUCCUACUAUGUAAAGUUCCUUAUUUUUAUUUUUCAUGUGGAAAAGAUUUUUUAAUUGGUCUAUCCCUCCAACUGCCCAUCUCUCAUUGAGCAUUAAACUAAAACUUUUUAAAAUCUAAAAUUCCUCAAUAUAAAGUUUCAUAGGACAAUAAACUAUAUAAUGUAUAUCCAAAAAUGAAUCUGUAUCUGAAUUUUAGGAUCAUUGCCUUUCUUUUAGAAGGUGAUUUGGGUAUUUCAUUUUAAUUCUUUUGGAGUUAUGUUUUAUCAUCUUGUAUGUAGAUCAGAAUUCUAAAGUCUUUCAAAGUUGUUUUUCUCUAUAACGUUGUUAUUAUUUUAUAAGUUGUUCUCUCUCACUCUGCCAUCAGGUCAUAAAAAUUUUCCCAGUUCCUUUUGAAAUUGUCUGUUUUUAUCAUUUCUUAUACUCCAUUACCCAGGAUUUCAGUAUGGAUUUCUAGGAUGGAUUGGGGAAUUUGGAGAUGCCCCAGUGGAGUGUUUGUGGGGUAUCUGGGAUCUAUUAUUUCCUUGCUCUCCUCCAUUUCCCCACAUUUUCCUUUUCAAUAAAGUUUAUUGAUCAGAAGAGUGACAGGGUCAGAACUAAACUUUAGGAAUCUCAAUGUGAUAGCUAUAUAAAUGUGUAAAGAAAGUGAAAGACUGGAUAUAGGGAGAUCAGUUAGCAGGUUAUUGCAAUAGUCCAGGUGAGAGAAGAUGAGGUACUAGACUAGAGAGAUCAUAGUAUGAGUAGAGAGAAAGGAAUGAAUGUCAGAGAAAUCGAGGAGCAAGAUAAGUUUUGGAACAUUGUCGGGAUAGGAGCAGUAAAAAAAAAAAGAAAAGAAAAAAACUUGGGUAGUUAAGAGGAAGGGUGAAUUUAAAAGAAAAGAUCAAUUCUGAGUUGGGUUGAGAUACCUGUAGAUACCUGUAGAGGAUGUUAAGGUGGAGAUGCCCAGCAGGCAAAUGGAGGUGCUGGACAAAGUUCAAGAUGGAGAUAAAAGUUCUCUCUACAGGUGUGGUAGUCAUCUGCUUAGAGAUAUUGGUUGAUGACAUAAGAUUUAAUGGGAUCAUCAAAACAGAAUGUGUAGGGGGGAAAAGAAAGGGACCAGUACAAAGACCUGGGGUACACCUACACAUGGCCACAGGACACGGAUGAUGAUCCUACAAAGGAAACUCCAAAGGAUUAGUAUGACAGUGUCCAGCCCAGCCAGAAGAAAAGUCAAAAUCUCACAACAUCUUUUGACCAAAAGUGUGGUAGCAGUGACUGAUUAUCACAUCCACAGGCCUCUGGAGCUGCUGCCCCACCGGACUGAGCGACUUCAGGUCCUUUGCAGAGAAGGUGAAGAAAGGAGGUUUGGCCGCCUCCAGAAUGGGACACAAGGACAGCCCUUGGCCAAAAACACAGCCAGACAUGUGGGAAUUCCUGAUCCCAAACCAUUAAUUUUGUAUGGGAAUCGCGCAUAUGGAAAAUCUCUGAUACCCCAGACCUCCCUCUCUGUGCCCAGGAUCACCGUGAAACAGCCUCCUGUCAGUGAAGUAGCAGCAGCAGAAGAAAGUGGUCGAACUCUGACAAAAGAACCUAGAAGACUGCCCAGAAAAAUGCCUGAAGAUGAUCCAGCCUUCCCCCAGGGAGCAGAAGCCUCUGUGCCACUGACAGGCAGAACUAGCUGUGGAACCCCCAACAUUCUCCGGAAAAUGUGGCUGAAGCACAAGAAGAAGUCAGAGUAUUUGGGAGCCACAAACUGCGCCUUUGAGGCUGACUGAAAGGUGUCCCUCCUUCCUGGAGCUGCUGAGUAAUUCAGAUUGCUGAAAAUUCAGAUUGUUUUUGCAGAGGCAAGGAUACUUUCCAGCUCCAAAUACUAGAAUCUUCUAAUAACCUAAUCAUACAAGGUGUUGAAUCACAUCCCCCCUCUCUUAGUGCAUAAUCCAGAAUAUAUCAUUAUUCCUUCCUUUUUCAUACAUUUACCUCCUUGAGAGGGAGGAAAAGGAUUCCCCUCAAAGACAAGAUAUAACAUUUAUAAGAUCUAUUUAAGAGAUCUUUUUAGAAGCAGUCACAAGCCUGAAAGGGAUCUUGAGGUGAUGUGUACACCCUUCACCUAUUUUCCAACAUGACUUUGUCUGAAGCAAACUUCUCCUUCCUAUUUUUAAAGACCUUCAUAAGAGAUUUCCUCUCCUCUGGUUUCUCAUCUAAAAAAUAAAGGGGUUGGAUUAGCUCAAGAAGUUUUAAUCUAGGGUCUUUGACCUUUUUAAAAAUAUGUAUAUUAUGAUAACUAUAUUUCAGUAUAAUUGAUUUCCUUUAUAAUUCUUUUUUUUUUUAACCCUUACCUUCCGUCUUGGAGUCAAUACUGUGUAUUGGCUCCAAGGCAGAAGAGUGGUAAGGGCUAGGCAAUGGGGGUCAAGUGACUUGCCCAGGGUCACACAGCUGGGAAAUGGCUGAGGCCAGAUUUGAACCUAGGACCUCCCGUCUCUAGGCCUGGCUCUCAAUCCACUGAGCUACCCAGCUGCCCCCUUCCUUUAUAAUUCUAUAUAUUUUAUCUUAUGUACUUAACAACAAUAUUCUGAGAAGGGGGUCUGUAGGUUUCACCAGCCUGCCAAAGGAGUCCUCAACACAAAAUAAGUAACAAUAAAAUAGGUGAAGAACCCUGGGAUUAGAUGAUUGAGCUCUAAGAUCCCUCCACAUCCAAGUCUUCCACUUUCCUCAAUAAUCUGUUGCCCUGUUCUCCAUUCUGAUGUCAUUAUAAGGAAUGGAUGUUGAGUCAUAAGUGAGCACAAUGAUCUUUGCUAUUCCUGUUAGCACAUUUACUUGUUUAUUCAUUCCUCUUUAAUGAAUAUUCAUAUCUGGUAUGACAAAGCACCAAAAGAUAUUCCUUUACCAACUCUAAUAUCAGCUUCAGUCUGUCAUCAAGAUGUUUCUGUCAGUCCUUUGGCACCAUUGCAUGAGUGAAUUCUUAGUUCUUCUAUGUGCCAGUUCCUGAAGAAUUGAGUGGUGAAAAUCAAAAUAUUUGAAAGGGGGGGGGGAGGGAAUAGUGGGGGGAAGUAAUAACUUAUAUUUGUAAAGGACUUUAAACUUUUCAAAAUAUUUUCAUUAUUUCAUUUCAUCCUCUCCAAAUUCCUGAUAGGCAGAUAGAUAAGUCUUAUUGUCCCUAUUUUACAGAUGGGAAAAUCUAGGGUACAGAGUUUAUUUAAGUGACUUACUUGCCUAUGAUCAAACAACCCAGUAAAACUCAAACUCAAAUCUCAACUUUUUUUUCAUGACAUCAUGCUAAGGAAUGAAGAAUUUGUCUUUGCUCAAACACUAUAACCCAAGUAUAUAUGACUUUGUUCCUAUCCUUCAUCGUGUAUGUGUGUGUGUAUGUGUGUGUGUGUGUGUGUGUGUGCGCGCGCGCGCGCGUGCUCGCCUCUUCCCCUUUCCUGCAAAAUGGGAAAAAUAAUGCCUGCUCCCUCAAUAUUUCCAACUACACUUUCUGGCAUGUGUUUGUAUAAAACAAGGCUACACAUGCAUUUACACACACAUACAUUUCUUCAGUCUUUAAAAUUAAUCUUUGACCAAAGAAAAUAAAUACUUUUUAGUGAACUCCGCAGUAUCAUAGAGAAAAUCAGUUUUCAUAUUUGGUAAAAGAGAUGACCAAUAAUUCAUUGUCUUUUUUUUUUGUCAGUGGAAAUUGGAAGAAUGAUCUUUUUUUUCUAAGUAUUCUGCUUCAAAAUUAAGAUGACCUCUACUUUUCGGAUCACCCCCUUUUUGAUCAGGUUGAGAAUGUGACUACUAAUGUUUUAUUACUUUUACACAACAUUCUUUACCACCACUGCAUUGAUUCCCACCUAAAGUCCCAAAGUCUUGUUUGGGCUAUUAGUCAGAAUGUAUAGAACAAAGAACAAGGCUUUGACCCAUUCCCACAUCACAUAAUACCAAGCUAUUUAAAAAAUAAAACAUCCCCAAAACUACCACAGUCUAAUACCCUCAAAGUGUGACAAGCAAGGGAAGAAAACCACCUGGGCAACUUAUUCUGGUUAAAUAGUCAUUGCCUUUUGCAAUCCUAGAUUUGCAGCUAGAAAGAUCUUUAGAGAAUCAUGCUGCACUCACACAGUAAGCAGCAUGGCCUGUACCCCAAGAACACAGCUCACUGAAGUGUGACUCAACCUUCGUACUUCCUUCCCCCAAGUAUUCUCAGCUUGCCUGGCUUACCACUGAAUGCUCUGAACCAGAAAGUUCAGAAGAGAGCUUAGAAUACAAAGAUAAAAAUCAGAGCAACCUCUUCCCUCAAAGGAAUUUCCAUUCUACUGACAUCCAUGUCCUGGUUCCCAUAUGGGAUUUAGAUCCAUUUCUUAAGGCCCCCACUGCCAAAAGGAUAUAGUUAAUAUGGGACCAUUCAUCUUCCCCAGUCCUCAGUGUUUCUUUGUCCCUAAAGUCUCGGAUCAAUCACAAAUUUAACAGUAGACUGGCCUAACCUGACCCAUCAAAGCAUGAGGAAGAAACAGAACUAUAACUCCAUAUCUUAUGGUCUAAUCCACCAAAUUCAAAUUGUUAGAACCUGCCUAUAUUCUGCAAGUGUAAUUCUUAACCUUCAGCAUCAAGUACUGUGAUAAAAGCCUCCUUUGAUUUCUAAAUAAUGGCACAUUUAAGUUCUCAAAGAUUUGGGUAUAGAAAGAUUGGAAUGAAACCAGGGAUCUGUACCCAAUCUACCAACCAAUAGCUGGAGAUGUUAUCUAUUUUUGUUUUAAUUUAUAACAAAUGCCUGUACUUAUACAUGGAUAUUUAUGCAAAAUGUAACCUUUUUUUUUUCAAAAUGUAAGUUAUUUAAUAUUUAUUUAUAUAAUGCCAAUGGAAUACUGUUCUCAUGUGGUAAAUAUUUUGUCUCAGCCAUUCAGAUAAAAGUAGUAGGUGUGCUUUGUGUAUGACAUGAAUAAAAACAAUAGGAAAUGCA
Messenger RNA from Monodelphis domestica (gray short-tailed opossum), 7637 nucleotides. It is a transcript of the gene VXN, whose product is annotated as vexin. Gene Ontology annotation, biological process: neuron differentiation; neurogenesis. The record is from RefSeq and is a predicted model, not a curated record. Lineage: Eukaryota; Metazoa; Chordata; Mammalia; Didelphimorphia; Didelphidae.